Corapipo altera (White-ruffed manakin) is the source of this 333-nucleotide messenger RNA. Its product is annotated as syntaxin-1B. Gene Ontology annotation, biological process: exocytic insertion of neurotransmitter receptor to postsynaptic membrane; vesicle fusion; intracellular protein transport. The record is from RefSeq and is a predicted model, not a curated record. The transcript is spliced from 3 exons. NCBI's taxonomy places the organism in Eukaryota, Metazoa, Chordata, Aves, Passeriformes, Pipridae. The annotation marks the transcript as partial. Gene Ontology annotation, cellular component: SNARE complex; plasma membrane; endomembrane system. Gene Ontology annotation, molecular function: SNAP receptor activity; SNARE binding.
CUCCUCCCGCAGCACUCGACGCUGUCGCGGAAGUUCGUGGAGGUGAUGACCGAGUACAACGCGACGCAGUCCAAGUACCGCGACCGCUGCAAGGACCGGAUCCAGCGCCAGCUGGAGAUCACCGGGAGGACCACCACCAACGAGGAGCUGGAGGACAUGCUGGAGAGCGGGAAGUUGGCCAUCUUCACCGAUGACAUCAAGAUGGACUCGCAGAUGACGAAACAGGCGCUGAACGAGAUCGAGACGCGGCACAACGAGAUCAUCAAGCUGGAGACGAGCAUCAGGGAGCUCCACGACAUGUUCGUCGACAUGGCCAUGCUGGUCGAGAGCCAG